AUGUCCCUCUCCGAUCGAAAGUCUCCAGUUUUUCUCCAGUCUGACGAACAAACUCGUUUGCUAGCAUCUGAUGGGUUGACCUACCGCAAAAACAAGAAUUCUCAGGUGGAUACCAACCCCUUCUUGGACCCAACCGUGGAAGAGCAUUACCGCGCCGUUUAUGAAAAUUGUCAGUACGAAUGCCGCCAUGAAUUUGAUCCACACAUGGAAUGGACUCCCGAAGAAGAGUCUCGUUUGGUACGGAAAUUAGACCUUCGGGUAGCUGCCUUAGCAUGCUUCAUGUUCGUGGCCCUACAGAUUGACCGAGGUAACUUAGGCCAAGCCACCUCUGACGGAUUUCUAGACGACCUCAACCUCACCACAGAUGACUACAACACUGGCAACACUCUCUUCUUGGUGGCCUUUUUGAUGGCAGAGUUGCCGUCACAGUUGGUAUCCAAGAGAUUGGGCCCUGAUAGGUGGAUUCCCUUCCAGAUGGUUGCCUGGUCCCUUGUGGCCAUUUCCCAGGUUGCCCUAAAAGGUAAAGUGGGUUUCUACACUACCCGGUUCCUACUUGGCCUACUCGAGGGCGGGUUUAUCCCGGUGAUGGUGUUGUGGUUGUCCUACUUCUACACCUCCGACGAAUUGCCAAUGAGGUUGUCAUGGUUCUGGACAACGCUAUCCCUCACCGGUAUUUGCACCUCGCUCUUGGCAGGAGGGAUCCUAAGACUAAGGGGAUAUGCAGGGCUAGCUGGCUGGGCCUGGUUGUUCUUAAUCGAGGGGACCUUCACCCUUGGUAUUGGCAUAGCUGCGUUCUUUCUUAUGGUUCCGUCAGCAGUUGAGACCAAAGCCCCCUGGAGGCCUGAGGGAUGGUUCACCGAGCGGGAGGUUAAAAUAGUGGUCAACCGGAUAUUAAGAAAUGACCCCUCUAAAGGCGACAUGCACAACAGAGAGGCAAUAUCCCUCAAGGCGUUGUGGAAGGGGAUUAGUGAUUACGAUUUGUGGCCAAUUUACCUCAUUGGGUUGAUUGCCUACGUUCCAGUAAACACCCUCGGAAGGUAUCUAUCUAUUAAUUUGAGAGGCUUGGGCUUUACAAUCUUACAGACGAAUCUUUUGGCGAUUCCGUACCAGGUUCUUCACAUUAUCUUGCUCUUGGUUUUUACCUGGCUCAGUGUGAAAUUUGACCUGAGGGCAUCUAUCUCCCUUUUCCAGCCAUUUUACACCGUUCCUCUCAUGGCUAUGCUCUGUUGGUGGCUGGGAACUAUGCAUAAAUGGGGAAUCUAUAUCAUCACAACCUUGGUUUUGGGAAACCCGUAUAUCCACGCAGUUUGUGUCAGCUGGUGCUCUGCCAACUCCAACUCCGUAAGAAGCCGUACCGUUUCGGCUUCCUUGUACAACAUCAGCGUUCAGAUGGGAGGCGUGAUUGCGUCUAACGUUUACAGGGGCAGUGACCUGCCGCUGUACAAGACGGGCAAUAAGGUAUUGCUUGGGUUUGCCUUCAGUAUGGUUCCGCUUCUUCUUGGGACCCGCCAAUACUAUAUCUGGAGAAACCAGUACCGCGAAUCCAUUUGGAAUAAAAUGUCGGAAGAUGAACAAGAGGAUUAUGCUGAGGCAAAUAAGGACUUGGGAAACAAGAGAUUGGACUUUAGAUUUGCGUACUAA
Molecule: messenger RNA, 1641 nt
Organism: Babjeviella inositovora NRRL Y-12698
Lineage: Eukaryota; Fungi; Ascomycota; Pichiomycetes; Serinales
Exons: 2
Coding region: 1-1641 (546 amino acids)
Biological process (GO): transmembrane transport
Cellular component (GO): membrane
Molecular function (GO): transmembrane transporter activity
Source: RefSeq, a predicted model, not a curated record